This is a messenger RNA of Neurospora tetraspora, 7713 nucleotides long. RefSeq lists its product as uncharacterized. The record is from RefSeq and is a predicted model, not a curated record. NCBI's taxonomy places the organism in Eukaryota, Fungi, Ascomycota, Sordariomycetes, Sordariales, Sordariaceae. Gene Ontology annotation, biological process: regulation of transcription by RNA polymerase II. The coding region runs from base 1 to 7713 and encodes 2570 amino acids. The transcript is spliced from 2 exons. Gene Ontology annotation, cellular component: Set3 complex; chromatin.
AUGCCCUAUUUCCAUCACCACCAAGACAACCAUCACCGCCAUGACCAUGUCCCACACCCACACCCUCGCCAUCUAGCCGCAUCCUCUCCCUCUUCCUCUCCACUGCCGCCUCCUCCUCCUCUUCACCGUGGCCAACACAACCGUACCCCCUCCUACCACAACAGCCAGCACUACCCUCCUCCCCACCCUGUUGCUCACCACUAUGAUUCCUACAGGUCAAGGUACAACGGCAGUAGAUACGACGGCGAUCGCCGCUCCCGCUCGCCCCGGGACCGCUCGCCUCCACCCCCUUACAGAGACCGGGGGGACCAGGGAGACCGCGGCCCGCUCAACUCCCAGCACUUCGACGGUGACCGCCGACGCCAGUCCAUGGCCGACUCGCGCGGUGGCUUCCAGGGACGUGAUUCCUUCGCCGGUCGAGAACCACCCCGCGGCCCCAAGGCCCUACUCCUGGAUCCACCGAGUGGACCGCGCGGCGGUGGCUUUGCUGGAGACUUCCGCGGUGGGCGAGGUAGAGGCGGCGGACGAGGCGGCCGAGCAUGGCGGGACGACAGCAGAGACCGUGGACGAGAUCGUGAACCGCCCGACUUCCGAGACCGCCCCCCUUUCAGAGACGACCGAAGCCGCGAACGCGACCGAGAAUGGCACCCUAAUCGAGAUCGGGAUGCCUUUGUUCCGAGGGGUCGGAGGCUCUCACCCCAGGGAAGGCCUCGAUCUCCACCCGGUCGUGAUAUGGGAAGGGAUAUGGGCCGUGACAUAGGACGGGACUUUAGAGAUCCUCGAGACUUGCCGCUGAAUGUUGACGCCGAGCGCGCCAGGAGGGGUUCUAGGGAUGCCGGGCCUUUAUCGGCAGGCUCAUCAUCAUCCGACCCCCCUUUCGCACCCAUUCCAGAUCGCGGCAUACCAGACCGUGGCAUACAGGAUCGCGGUAUGCUAGAUCGCGGCAUACCAGAUCGUGGCGGAUUUCGCGGCGGAUAUAACUCACGUGGCGGAAACCGCGGCGGUAGAGGAAGAGGCGGCGACUGGGAUAGAGGCGGCCGUGGAAGAGGCAUAUUCUACGAUGACCACAGGGAUCACCGUAACUGGCAGCCUCGCAGUCGUUCUCAGGAGGGUCGUUGGGGGCCCCAGAGGGAUCUCAUGGACGACCGGGACCGCAGAGAACCUCCUGCUCGAUAUAUGGACACGGUCAGGGACAUGCGCGAUGAUCGUGACCCCAGGGAAAGAGACAAUCGUGAACCACCGCCCCGACAAAAGCUGGAUCGCGUUUCGCACGAGCCGGUCCCGACGACAACCAAGGAUGUUUCCCCGCCCCCGCUUGCCCCGUCCGCUCCCGCUUUUGGAUCCGUUCCUAGCCGUCAGCCUUCAUCGGCUGAGAUCCAGUCCGUCACGGGUAAGGCACCGCCGACCGGUCCCAGGGCUCUCAUCACCGAAGAAAGGCAGGACAGACCUCCAGCCACCGGCCUCCCUCCCGCCAAUAUCGAGAGGGGGCCUCCAACCGGUCCCUCCAAGCCGCUUUUGCCCGAAGGAAGCCCUUCCAUACCGGUCGGCCCGAGAGCACAGCGGUCCAGUAAGCAAUGGAUCAACCCGACUCUCGGCAAGAAGAUCCCCGAAUCGCCAAAGUCUGCCAGGUCUCAGAGCUUUGUGUCGCAGUCGCAACAUGGAAGGCCGUUUGGUGGACAUCGGCCUGAAUCUUCACAUUCUGACCACCAUGGCGAGACAGAGAGGAGACCUCGUAGUCCCGAUGCCAAAUCUGAAUCGCACCUUGUGGCAGCAGACGGACAGUCCCGUAGCUCGCUGCUUACGGGAGCAAAUGACACGCCAAUCAGGCCCGAGAGGGGCACGCAAUCUGCAAGGGCCUCAGUGGACAGGGAUACCAGAGCAUCUUUUGAUAACAGAGAUAUGAGGAUGGACUCUUUCGGGGGACCCCAGCGAUCCUUCAGAGAUCUGGACGUUGAACGUCGCGAUGAAAGGCCCGCAAAUAUGGCACCAUUGCGACAGCGAGAGGACGCGGACAAGAGUAGGAUUCCCGAGUCUAGGGUGCCGGUCAAGCGGAAGCGUAGUGUUCUCGCGAUCCCCUCAACUACUCGGCUCCAGCUGCCUACUCAACAGACCUCACUUCCUGGCACCGAGUCCGAUGAUGACGAAGACAUGGAUGACUAUUUCGAGGCUGAAAUCACAAAGCAGGAAACCGAGCUCAAGAAACUCAAGGAUAGCACAGCGGGUGUCCCCAUCCAGAUUGCCAGGCAGUAUGCAUGCGCUGUUCACGAUGCCGUGGCCAAGGUGGUCAGUGACAAUGUUCCUCUCGUAGACAUGAUUGGUGGCGUCCCAGAAGGAUACUCGUUCCCUCGACCAGUACCAAAAGCCCACAAACAGAAGGAACCGUCACCAGAACCUAAACCUCAGCAACAGUCACUGUCUGACGCGAAGCCGAAGCGUCCACCUGUGCAAGAGGCUGUGCCUAUGGUUGUUCAGGAGCAACCCGCUGAACAGGUUGAGGAACCGGUAGAGAAACCAGCACAGAAACCAGCACAGAAACAGGAUGAACAUGAGCCGCCCCAUGUCUCGGAGCCUGAGCCUGAGCCUGAGCCAAAGCCGGUUCCUGAGCCCAAAAAGGAAAAGGCACCACAGUUGCUGCCAGAGAAGCUGCCAGAACCGGAGCAAAGCCCGCCACGUCAACGUCAACGUCAACCUCAACCGCAGGCGCAGGCGCAGGCGCAGCCACUUCAGCCACUGACAGAACCGGAACCAGAGUCUGUGACGGAGCCGGAGCCGGAACCGGAGGCGGAGGCGGAGGCGGAGGUAGAACAGGAAGCGGAAACUCAUGAGCAGGCUCCCACGGAUCGGGAACUUUCAGCAAUCCCGACCGUCGAGGAAGAUGAGGAGACGUCGUUCCACCGCCCUGAGCCUCAACCUAAGAUGGAGGAAUUGGACACAGGUGGAUCAGGACUACCUCCUUUGCCAACCGUCGAAGAGCACAAGCUCAUCGACCAAGAUGUCGAUAUGGUUGAUGUCGAUGACGAGGCACGGGAUGCCCUACAACCCAUUCGCAAGUCCGUGCCCUUACGCGAUGUGAGCGGUGAUGGAGAGGGCGUUUCGCGAUUUCCUCAGCCGUUUGACCAGCCCACUUUUGACGGUACCAGUCCAUCACGCAUGGACGAGGACAGCGAGGAGAGGACCGAGGAAGAUGUUAGCGUUUAUGGCAGCGUUGAGAACAUCAGAGAACUAUCCACCACACCACCCACUGAUGAACUGCCAGUAUUCAAUGUUAAGCCGUGGUAUCAAAGCAGCAAGGUUCGCAAGCUCUCAGAGCAAAGUCCCGGGUUUGGAGCGUUCUUCAUGGGCAACAUCCGGGAUAGGGCCGAGGAGACGGCGAAGGAACAACAGGAAGCAAAGCAGGUAUACCGCAAGAACUACGAUGCCUACCUUCGGUUCACUCUUUCAGAUGACCCCACCGCCGUCAAGAGCAGAAAUCAAUUCUCGCAGUCGGAUAAAGAUAAGGCCUCGGGAGGUAAGGGUAACUCGGGGUCUGAUCAUCACGGUAAGGAGGGAGGAAGGAGAACAACUAGUCGCUUUUCAACCGAACUCGACGUCGAGUAUGCGAUCCAAGAGUCGAUUCGAGAAGCACAGGAGAAGAAAGAGCGAGAGGAAAGAGCUCAACGGGAAAAAUAUCGGACCGAUAAGGAGGCCGUGAUUCCCGAGAUGAUUUGGACAGACGAAGAAAAGGAUCAUCAACUCUUUGUCGAUACAGCGGGCUUGCUGCCCUUGGACAAGCUCGUGGAGACCUGGCAGGCGGUUCCAUACCAUGUCAACUUCACUGCGGAAGAGGCGGAGAAGUUCGAAAAGGCAUACCUCGAGUAUCCCAAGCAAUGGGGCAAGAUCGCCCACGAACUACCGAACCGCGACUUCCACUCCGUCAUUCAGUACUAUUAUGCAAAGAAGAGGGAGCUGAAUCUGAAGGAGAGGCUUAGGAAGCAGCCACGAAGGCGGAAGAAGGGACGUGGGAAGCAAAAGUAUAACGCCUUGGUGUCAGAACUGGGGAAUCCAGAGAAUGAGGCGACAGAGGAAAACCAGGAGAACGGGGAGAACAGCAACGGUCGCCGUCAGCAGCCGCGCCGCGCUGCUGCUCCUUCCUGGGGCCAUGAGGCCACGCCUAAUGCUGACUCCGACGGUGCUACUCCUUCUGCUACUCCCGGCCGCAGGAGAGCAGGUACUACCACGGAACCAAAGAACGACAGCGGUGCUGAGAAACCCGAGGGGGUCAAGAAAGGUGGCCGCAGAGCUCGCCAACCCAAGGCAGACAAAGAGCCAAAGGUCCCGAAGCCCGCUCAAGCUAUCGCGCCGACACCUCCAGCGGCUUCGGGUAAGGGGACGAAUGCCAGGUCUCGGUCGAAUUCCACAAGAGUACAAAACCCUGAAUGGAUGCCUCCCAAGACCCCGGCGGAACUGGGCGCCCGUGUUCAGAAUCCCAUGUUCGAUGUACCCCCUGGAAGCAUGCAACCACCACUGGCGCCCGCUCAACAAACACCCCUUGCCAGUCCCGAAAGAGCACCGCCUACACUGGCCUCAACAACCAUUUCCGAGGUCAUGGCUCCCCCUUCCCUGCGUCCAGAGCCUCCCGCGCCGCCGGCUUCUCUCCCCACCUUCGAGAUUGGACAGCCAUCCGGGCCUGAGCGCAUUCGCACUCCACAACAAGCAUCCAGUUACUGGAGCGUUUCGGAAUCGAAUGACUUCCCCAAUCUUUUACGCUCCUUUGGCACCGACUGGAGUGCAAUUGCCAACCACAUGGGAACCAAAACUCAAGUCAUGGUGAGGAAUUACUAUUUGAGGCAAAAGAAAGAGGGCAAGCAGGAAUGGGAACAGAUUGCUACCGAGGCCGAUCUCAAGAAACAGAGAGGAGAGAGGCGACCUCCUCCGCCCACUCCCUCUGCAGGACCAAGGAAGCGGUACGAUGUUCCUUCCUCGUCAGGACAUCGGCCGUUGGCUGCUGCGGAAGCCGAGGAGCCUCAACCCGCCAAAUCAGAAGCAGCGCCGGCCAACCAGCCUUUUAGCCGUUUCCAGGUAACUCCGAUCCAAGCGUCACCCGUAACACAUGCGCUUGUGCAACGAUCGCCCACAGUAAUGCCGGCGCCUCUACCUUCGGCACCAGUGGCAGCAUCGGCAGCUGCCGCAGCAACUCCGGCACCGUCGCCGCAGACACCGAGCGGACCCGGACCAGCGGUCACACAGACUAUGUCUCCGGUGCCUCGUCCACUUCGGCAGCCGACCGCCGCCUUCGCAUUCGCGGAGAGAGAAGGCGAGCCCAUCCCGGUAUCGCAAGCUCCGGCUCAAACACCGCAUCAGUCGGUCCGCAUCUCCCAAAAGACAGCUCCCGUUCCCUCUUCGUCCAUGCCGUCCGCAAGCGAGGCCAUGCCCCGUUCGGCAGGAUGGAUAUCUGAUGCCAACCGCCCAAUGCCCCUGCUGUCCCAGCAACAUGAGGUGCGCGAAGUUCGUGAAAUUCGCGAAGGUCGGGAACGGCAGAUCAGGAUGGAGCCGCUCCAGCCAAGAGAGCAACCGCGACCGAUGGAGCGCCCGGCCAUGCGCUUCAAGCAGGAGCCAGAGCAGCCAUUGCACCAUGGAGAUCCAUUCCAGAACUUCCUGCCUCCGCAGCGCUCCAUGCAGCCUAGGGCGGAAGCGGCGCCCAUGGGACGGCAGGAUCCCCCAAGGACCAUGGCACCCCCCGCUUCGCAGUCUUACACACCGCCUGUCCAAGUUCAACCUGUCCGCAACCUGCUCAGCGAGUCUAUGCCCUCCCAGCGCACACCUCCGCAGCUUAGCCCGGCGAUGGAGAGACCGCCCGUACCGAGCACGCAGCGCCCUGUGCCGACCUCGAUGCAGGAACAAUACCCUGCGAACACGUCCGCCGCUCAACCUGUUCCUCCACCUCAAGCUCCGCCCGCUAUGUCUCAUCCGCCUGAGCCAAAGAAGGUCAGCAGUAUCUUCUCCAUACUCAACGAUGAUAACCCUCCUGCGCCUGCCCCGGCCCCUAAACGGGUCAACGAUGUUGCAUCCAUACCUGGAGCGGCGUCAACGUCAACUCCGCCGCCUCAGCAGAUGUCUGCUCGUUCUCCCCAGCCGCCGACCACUACUGCAUCGGCAUCGCAGCGCAGGGACACCGAAGCCUCUGGGUAUCCGUACGCGCGCAACCCCCCUUCGGCCGCUCAGGCUGCUAUUCCAUCAUUGAAGCCUUAUCAUGCUCAGUCGCCACAGCCCCAGCAUAUGAACGUCGCCAGGUCGAGUAUGGGCUCAGGCAUGGAACAACAAGUUUCAGCAGCUGGUGACAACAGAGAGUUCUACUCACGACAUCAGUAUCAACCACAGCACCAGCCGGGCGCGUCAAACUCUCCUGUGUCUCAUCAGGUGCAUCGCUACUCUCAGUCAGCGCAACAUCCUCAGCAACACUCGCAGCAGCAUUUACAGCAGCCCCAAAUGGCAUAUUCAAGUCAACAGCAAUAUCAGGCCUAUGCCACUUCACAGGCUCAUGCUGCUUCGCCUACGCCGCAAUACGCAGCCCAUCCGUCGUCGCUCUCGGGCCGACGCGAAGCUCAGUCGGCUCGGGAGGAAUGGUCAUCGACCCAACAGGGGCAGGCCGCUGUUCCAAGUCUGCAGCAGCGACAGCAGCAGCAACAACAACAACAACAACAGCAGCAGCAACAACUAGGCUGGCCGCCGUCGCAUCCAACACCAUCCAAGUCUAGCCAGGCUUCUGUGCCGUCUCAAACAGCUUGGGCCGCACAACACGGUCCCAACGUUCAGGCUAAACCCCCACAGAUGGGCAGUGCAAUGUCUCAGCAGCAACACUCGUGGCAGGCCACACCUACUCAGCAGUCUCAUUCCCUCGGAUUGAGAGAACCUACUCCACGUGGCCAGGCAGUAUAUUCGGCUCAUGAAGCGCAAAGCCCCACGGGCAAUGUAGUGUCGCAUCAGCAUCAUCGCUCGCUCGAUGGGAGGAGCCAAUUCCCACCGAUGCCUGAUCCUCGGGAUCGCCAAAACCUACGGAGAGGUGAGCCCGUUCCGCCACAGGGCCAGCCAUACGUGAGAUACGUCAAUACCCCUGGUCCUGGGCAGGGUGGCCCUGGCGGACCCCCUGGACAAGUUCCUGGCCGAGGAGAAGCCCCUGCAGAUCUCAGGAUGCAGCAGAUGUCCCAGGCUAGAAGCUAUACGCCGGGGCCUGUCAGUGCCGGAUUUGAUGGUAUGGGUCCGCCACCCUCCUCCUCGCUAGGCUACCCAGAGCAAAUUAGGGAUGCUCAGAUACGCGACGCGCAGUUACGGGAGAUGGGCUCUAGAGAUCUAGGUCGCGAUCAUCGAGUCAUGGGUAGGGAUCCGCGAGAACUUGGUCGUGAUCCUAGAGAGGUAGCCGCUCAGCAGCGGGAGCAGCAUGCGGCACAGUUCCAAGCUCAACAGCAGCAUGGCGUCCCCGCAAAUGCCGCCCACCCACAGCACAUUCAGGUCCAAGGCCAUCCUCAGCAGCAUCAGAUGCCCCAGCACCAGCAGCAUGUUCAGCAGCAACCGAUGCAGCACGACAUGCGCAACCCGGUUCAGGCAUCUCAUCAACAAUAUGCUCCGCAACACCACCAAGGCGGCAUGAUGGCUAGACAAUUACGACCUCAGCACCAGUAUGACCAGCAGGGGCAUGGUCCCGGACCGGGUCAGGGAGAUCCUAGAAGGGCUGGCUAG